Messenger RNA from Brassica rapa (field mustard), 12827 nucleotides. RefSeq names its product NAC transcription factor 56. Lineage: Eukaryota; Viridiplantae; Streptophyta; Magnoliopsida; Brassicales; Brassicaceae. The record is from RefSeq and is a predicted model, not a curated record. Gene Ontology annotation, biological process: system development; regulation of DNA-templated transcription. Gene Ontology annotation, molecular function: DNA binding.
UUCUAUAAAUUAAUAAAAUAUUAUAGUCCCAACAAUAUCAGUUUAUAGAGUUUUUACUGUAUAUACUAAAAUAAAAGUUUCCAGACAAAUAAAAAACUUUAAAUUUCUGCGGGUGUAUAUAUACAAUUUACGAAACUGCAGCGGAUUAGAAACCAUAAAAUGGCAUUUCUAGUAUAAUAAGCCCAUUUAAUAGAACGGUAACGCUUAGAGAAACAUUUUUCAGGAAACCUCUCCAAAAAACAAAACAAAAAAUAUCUAAGAACCGGAAAAAAAAGUAAUAAUCUCAGAGUAAUAUGAUAUGAACUUAUCCUACCGGAACAACCAAAACCUCCGAUCAGGGUGCUAGAUUAUCAAUGGAGAUUACCGAUUCUCCCGGUGGUUCUCCGCCGCCGCAACCUAACCUUCCUCCUGGCUUCCGUUUCCACCCUACCGACGAAGAGCUCGUGGUUCACUACCUCAAACGCAAAGUCGCCUCCGCUCCUUUACCUGUGGCCAUCAUCGCCGAAGUUGAUCUCUAUAAGUUCGAUCCAUGGGAACUUCCCGCAAAGGCAUCGUUUGGAGAGCAGGAAUGGUAUUUCUUCAGUCCCAGAGAUCGGAAGUAUCCUAACGGAGCGAGGCCGAACAGAGCGGCGACGUCAGGAUACUGGAAGGCGACGGGGACUGAUAAACCGGUGCUUGCCUCGGAUGGGAAGCUGAAGGUGGGCGUGAAGAAGGCACUCGUUUUCUACAGUGGGAAACCUCCAAAAGGCGUCAAAAGCGAUUGGAUCAUGCAUGAGUAUCGUCUCAUCGACAACAAACCUAAUAACAGACCACCAGGAUGUGACUUCGGCAACAAGAGAAACUCCCUCCGGCUUGAUGAUUGGGUGUUAUGUCGAAUCUACAAGAAGAACAACGCAAGUCGACAUGUUUAUAACGAUAAGGAUCCCGAUAUGUUUGAUUACAUCUUCAGAAAAAAUCCUCCCUCGUUAUCAAGUGGACUCCACCACAACGUCUCUAGGUCAAUGAAUAUCUUCCCGGGAAAAUUCUCCGGUGAUUACGGGAUUUUCUCCUACGGCGAUCCCGGUUUGUACGACGGAAGCGGCAUGGUCUGCAGCAACGGAGCCGGUUCAGUCAAUAUCAAUGUUUCUAAUGGUAAUCCUAAUGGUUUGAAUCCUGCUUCUUCCUCUGGGCCCAUGAUGAUGAUGGCGAAUCUGAAACGAGCUCUUUGGCCUGUAGCUGAGGAAGAGCAGGAUGCAUCUCCGAGCAAACGGUUUCACGGCGUAGGAGGUGGAGACUGUUUGAACAUGCCUUCUUCCGUGAUGGAGGAAACUCCUCCACUGAUGCAGCAAGGUGGUGUGUUAGGGGAUGAUGGAUUAUUCAGAACGACUUCGUACCAACUUCAUGGUUUAAACUGGUACUCUUCUUAAGAAAACGGUUUGUGUUUCGCCGUGUGCGAAAUUUACCGCUCAUUUGCAUCAUAUAGUUUGAGAUUAGUGUAUAUGUUUUGGGUUAAUGAAUAGGUCAUAGGGGUUAGAUAAAGAGGUUUAGAGAGGGGGACAAGUGAGGCAUAGAUCAUAUUCAAACAUAAGAUUAUUUAAAAUAUACAAUCUUUCUUAAUUUAAAUGUUGUGUAAGAAAAUUAUACAUGCUUAGAUGUUCAUAAAUAGUUCGUAUUAUUGUAUAGAUGAAUAUAGUCCACCCUAUCAAUUAUAUUUUUGAGUGUGUAUUUUAUUGUAACUGUGUAAUUAAAGAAAUGGUAAACAAACAGAUGUGUAACUGUGUAAUUUUAUACAUAAUCAAAAUAUUUACAUAUUCAUCUUGCUCUAACUUUAGUAAUUGUUUACUACCUAUAAUUAAUAAUAUGAUUUCAACAAAUAACCCCCUAAUCAAGAGUGUUUCCAGAUAUGUUCAGGUGCGGGUGUCAUUUUACCCACACAUUUUUAUGUUUGUCCUACCGGCUCAGUGCUUGGAUUUUGAUUAGACGUCGCCAAAUAUUAUAACCGUAUGUCAUACAAUUAUACUACAAGCAUAUAGAAUGAAUCACUUUAAGGCGGAUUUUUUACUUAGUAAAAGCCCAGAAAGGUCGUGAUUGAUCAAAGAUUUUGAUGUAAAGCUUUUCUAUAAAUGCUGAUAUGCAUUAAGUAUUUUUUGGACAUGUUUUUGACAUCUCUAUCUCGCCAUUAUGUUUUGAGUUCUUUUAAAAUUAUGACCUACCUAUGGGGAGUAAAUAUAUCUACUUCAUUUAAAAAGAUCUAACUCACCUAGGGCACAUGUACAAUGUUUUCUUUUGAAAAAAGCACAUGUACAAUGUUCUUAAGAUCUUUCGACGUUUAAUGCAUUCGAAACCUUAGAUAUAAUUAAUAUACACUUUAGUGUUGUUGUUCAUAAGAAUAGAACCACUCUCCUUUGAAAUUGAAAUCGGAGUAUAGUAAUAGUUUAUUUUGAUGAUCGGACCUCAGUUUAGAUGUGUCUGCCACCUGACAAUCGUAUGAAAUUUUGUUUGUUAUGAUAUAAAUGUGACGUAGCUAGCGAACCAAAGCUGGUGCAUGCAGCUGCUAAGUUCGAUGAGUCGCAGCAACGGUGUUCUCAUGGCAACGGGAGAAAAACUUUCGGGUAAUUAAGUACUAAACAAAAAUACCACUGGAAGAAGAUAUCGCCCACAUGGCUACAUGUCAUGACUUGAGUCGUCAAUAUCUAAUGAAUACAAAAUAUCAGUUCAUUUCACUACAAGAAACAACUUUCCGGCCAAAUUCGUUGGAAAGUCAUCGGAAAGUCAGAUCUAUAUCGUCAGAAAUUUUAAUUUGGUCGAAAAUCGUUGGAAAUGUCCGAUUGCUAACUAACGAUUUUUUUUUGGGUUCAGACGUCCCGUUUGUCCGUCGGAUAAAAAUUUAUUGCAGUUCAAUCACUUUAGAAAAUAAUGACAUUUAACUAACAAAUUAUAACUAAAAAUCAACGUUUUUAUAUGUGGAAGUAAUUGGUGCCACUUCGAAUUUUUCAAAUUAUCGCAAAAAGAAAUUCACAAUAAACAUACAAUUCGUAUACAUAAUUGUUAUAUGAUAUAUGCUUUUAAAAAAUUAGUCAAAAGUUGUAUUGAUAAAAAUAUAAAAAUUGUUAUAUUUUCUUUAAAUUUUCUGAAUUAGUCGUCUACGAAUUUCAGAAAGUAAAUUUAAAAUUUAAGAAAUUGGAUAUUUUUGAAAGGAGAAUGAAAAUAUAUGAAAACAUACACGUUCUAAAAGAAACUAGAAACCAUGGAUAGCGAUGGACCAUAGACUUCUACAUCAACAAAAGGAAUCAUUAUCUUUAACCAAGAUAUUAAAUACGCCCUUUAAUUGCAUUCUCUUCUAUAUAAUAGGUUACAGGUACAAAACACCUUUCAGAAAUUUGAAAUCAUUAGCCCUUAGUUUUCAUACCCAUUUGUUAUUUACAUUUCAGAAAAUACAUCGUUCAUGCUCAAUCAAUUCCUUGAAAUAUCUUGUUCCCAAAGGAAAUCAUGCGUAAUUUCUUUUUUUUUUCACCUCAGACAAUGUUAUAAGAAAAUGGACUGUAGAAGAAAGAUUUAAUUUGUAUAAUUAAAUACAAUUAGCAAAGUAAUAAAACAAAGCGAUUGAAAUGAUAUAUAGAAAGGUGGAAAAGUGAGAGGCAAGGAAAAUGCACAAUGCAGAUCGACGACAGCUAUUCAUAGAAAACCACAACAGCUGUUACAUACGUGGAGAGAUUAACCUAAAACCAGUAGAUACAUUAUUCUUCUGGUCACAAAAUUUAUUUUUAUUAUAGUUGGUUUACUUUGAAAAUAUUUGUAAACAACAGAAAAGGUGAAAUAAAAAAAGAACUUAAGUGGUGCAUGCUAAGUUAGUAGUGCAAUUGACUUAUCACAUAAACACAACUAUGUUAUUCCAUUACUGCCACACACAAAAACAAACAUACAUGUGUGGAUUAGAAGUUUUUGUCGUGGAGUAGAGAUUUUAAACACAAAGAAAAAAAGUAAGGAGAAAAUAUUACUGAAGGUAAAUAAGGGCUGGUUGGUAGAGAGGAAGUGCAAGGAUGAAAUAUUGACAGAUCGGGGAAGAUGAACAAACGCUGUCUUCAACUCUCUAUUGGCUACAUGACGAUCUUUUGAUUUUGAUAGGAGUGAAUUUUUAGAAACCCUCCAAAAUAUAUUUAAUAGAAUCAUUUAUUAUUGUAUUUAGGAGGAUAAUAAACUCUUUUUCACAAUUUCAGUUAUAUAUUGAGUCAGCAUUACAACAUGAUGAGAUUCAUAGACGUCUUGCAACAAGCAACUGAAUUCAAGAUUAUGACAUUAUACUACAUCUAAUUAUCUGUAUUUUUUUUUUCUGUUAUUUUGUUGGAGUGGUGCGUACAUUUCUCUUAUCGUAUAGGUAGAAGAGGGAUUGGUAAAGAUAAGAGUAUUCAUCUGAGUUUUCACUGUGCGCCAUUGCAACAACCCAUCCUUCCGAUAUCAAAAUGCAAAAGGAAAAGACAUCGUUGUGUCUGAGUUCAAACCCAACUAGCAUAUUACUGAGAAAAACUAUUGAAUAAUUUUCGUGAUAAUAAACUAUUGAAUAGUUUGUAUUUUGUUACUUUUUUAGAUCCUUGACAGAAUGAGGGAGAAGAGAUACCCAACAGGCCAACAUAUUCUUAAAGGAUCGGUUGCAUUUUUGGGCUUUAUCUUCCUCUCGUACCUCAACACGGUUUCUACACGAAUAUAGGACCAGCUUCCUCAACUGCACUAUCACAAUCUUCUUUAGUGAUAAACCAAUCGCUGAAGCUCAUCAUAUGCUUGUUCAUCCAAUCUCAUACUCAGUUUUUUUUUGUUUCACCGUUUCUAUUGUACAUUUUCCUUUUGGUGAGACUAGGUAAAGAAACCCGUGCGAUGUCGCACGGAAACUCAUAUUGCAUAAAAAUAUAUAUCUUACAAUCUUUAUUUAUAAAGAUAUAGCUAGUAAUAAUUAAAUUAUAUAAAUAAUAUUUAAUUUUGAUAACUAAAAUAUUAUUUACAAAGUAUUUGAAGAUAUAUUUAUAUAAACAUUAAUGUUCUGAUUGUAUUUUUAUCAGAACAAAUAUUACAAACAAUUGCAUUUCCAUUUUUUAAGUUUAUUCUUACAAUUUUCACAUAAUAUACUUUAUAAUUAUCAAUGAAAUGUUGUUCUAAAUUAUAUAUAUAUAUCACAAUCACUUUUUACAUGAUUUUAUUAUUUUUGCAUGAUAUUUAAAUAACUUUCCUAUUUAAGAAACAAUAUUAGAAUUAUUAGUUCAUAAUUUUUAAAACAAUUACUAUUUCUAUGUUGGUAAAUAAUAAUAUAUUAUUAUUUUAAUAUAUUUAUUUAUUUGCUUUAUUUAUUUGAAAUAAUAUUAAAGAGAUUGGAUAUCUUACUAAAUAUAUGUUGAAAUAACCUUUCAAAUUUAUAAUAUUACCUUGAAUUUCUGGAAAAGUUAAUUAAAUUGAUAAAUUAUGAAUUUACCUUUUGAAGACAUGAUGACUUCUGUUGGAGUAGUAAAUAGUAUUUUGGAAGACAAAAUGGUAUUAAGAUGGAGAUACUCCAGAAGUCUAUUAAGUUUUCAAUCAAAUUUUUAAGAUUUAGGUUAAUGCACAGAAAAUAACAAAUAGAGUUUUCUACGUUUAUAUGUGUUUUUUAAAAAUCUUUAAAAAUCGAUCAACAGAAAAAAAUCUUAUGUAUAUAUACCCGAUGCGAUCGAUAUGUUCAAAGGUAAUACAUAAAUCUAAAAAAUUGAUAAUUUAUGUCUAAUUAUCUGUCAAAUAAUCGCCUCGCAACUUCGUCCUAUCAAAUAAAAAAAAUAUUGGAAAUGAUAGAAAUGCAACUAAAUAAGUUAUUUCUACUUGAUACAUCUGAUUCUUGAAAAAAAUUAAGUAAUUGUAUGAUGGAAAUAUUGAGAAAUUGAAAGACAUAAAAAAGCAAAAGAAAACUGUUGGUGGUGGUGAUAUUCAUAAACUCUUUCACAAAAUUUAAAAUUAAAGUAAUCAUUUGCUGAAAUGAAAGUUACUGAAAAAUUAGUCAGUUUUCUAGAAGUUCCAAAGAUGAGUUUAAAAAUAUUUGGAAGUGAGUUACAUAUAUAAUUGAUGAAGAUGUCAAUUGAAUGAAACGUUGCAUUUGUUUGCGGAAGAGAUACGACUGCUAACUCAUGAUCUGAAUGGGUGCUUUUUAUUUGUAGCAUUAAGAAAACUGCAUUUCUUCACUUCAUAAAUUUGGUUUAAUUUAUUUUCAUUAAUAUUUUUCUAUAAACCAAACCGAGAAUUGCUCUUUUUUGUUUGUUUUAAUUUACUAUCAAACAAAGCCUUAUCGUUUUUUUUCAAGUCGUGUGUUUGUACACACAUAAACCUAAUUAUAUAAUGGAGAGAACUUCUUCCAUGUGACAAGCCGCCAAUGUUGAAAGCGUGUGAGUGAGGAGCCAUCACCUCCAUAGCACCACCUGGUCCACCUCCACAUGCAUCUCCCUCUUUCCAUCGUUUCUCUCCUCCUCCAACCCAUCUUGCUCCACUUUGUCUUGGUGUCUCGUGGGAAAGUGUGGAUCCGCCGCUGUUUAUCACUAACCACGACGAGUCAUCACCACGGGAGUAUCAGCCCCUGCCAUCACAUGCCUCGUUCUGUGCCAUCCCGUCCAUGGCGUUGAGGCUUCAUAUAUGGUUUGUAUGUGGAGAACGUGAGCCGAGAGGGAAAGGAGACAUACGAGCCGGAGACACCGUAUCUUGACACCAGCGGGACUGAUGAUCUUCACCACCACUAGCCGUAAACCAUCAGAGUUGUCGCUCAUACCGCUGUAGUACGAGAGAUACACCGUUCCAGGUCCAUGUCGUAAAGGUUAAGUGUUCCUCAUGUGUGUCUUGGGCAGUAAGUUUCUAAACCCUAAAUAUUAUUUUGUUAUGUCAUGGUUUCAUGUGUCUAAAUCAGUUUUAAUAAAAGAAAUCGUUUAAAAGAAUGGGAUUUCAAGCCAAAUUGUUGUAUAACACGCACAUAUACAACCAUUAAGAAAUAAUAUACAAACUAUUUAUAGAUUUUCAAAAAUUUGUCUCAAAAGCUACAUCUUUUCAAUAUAAAAAUUGUUCUUAUUGAAAUAAUACAUAUAUAUAUUGAAAUGAUACAUAUAUGAAAAGUCACAAUUUUUCAAUAUAAACAGUUAUUUUAAAUAAAAAGACAUAACUUUUAAUUGUUGAAAACAUAUAACCUUUCAAUUGAAGUGAAGAGUUGUGUUUUUUCAUUCUUAAAGGUUGUUAAAAAUAUCUCUAAAAGUUACAUCCUUCGAAAAAAUGUCACUAAUACCUGCUUGAUUUUUAAAAAGUUGCAUAUUUUACUAAUCGUACAUUUUCACUUCGAAAUGUUAUAAAGCCCUACAGUUGCAACUUUAUAUUAUUUUUAUAUAUACCUAUUCACACACUUUACCAUUCGUACCUUUUCAAUUCUAUUUAAACAAUUUUGGGUAAAAUUUUUUAUACACAAAAAAAUCUAAUAUUCUAUGUAUCACAUAUGACGUGAUCAAGAAGUUGUCUCCUUCGCUGUUAUGAAUCUUACUGAUCAUAAAGUUAAAGCGAACGCACAUAACCAUAUCUUCCAGAGAAAACUCUACCUUCCACCAUUUUAUUAUUAGUAGAUUAUUAGUAGAUUAGUGAAAAUUUAAAUUUAAAAAAUGCAUGACAAAGACUAUUUAUAGAUUUUUAAAAUCUAUUUGAAUAGUCACAACCCUUCAAUCUGAAUAGUCACAUUCUUCUAAUAGUCACAUUCUUCUAAUAGUCACAACUUUUCACUUUUUAAAAGAUAUUUAUGAAUAGUCACAACUUUUAGACAAUUAUUUAUAAAAGACACAACUUUACAAUAUGACUUUUAGAAAAGACACAACCUUUUACACAUAUUUUUCAAAAGACACAACCUUUCAGCAUAAGUGAGAUUCACAACCUUUGGAAUUAAUUGGGAUUGCUAUUAUUAGUAGAUAUAAAAUUUACAUUUCAAAACAAAAACUUCUUAUGUAUUUCUUGUCUAUGCAUACCGAUUCCUAUCUUUAAACGCUUUUGGUAGGCCGAGAAACAGAAAACACGCUAUUGGUAGAAGUGAAGUUGGGUCAAAUGGACAGAAACCUAAAUAUUUUUCCAACGUGGGACAUAAGCAAGUUACUGUACAUGUCUACAUGAUAAAGAAAAGAAAGUUUUUUUUUGGUCAAACAUCAUCAAUAAUAAAUUAACAAUGCUGUAAUUAAUGAAGAUGUCUAUAUAAAUCAACCCUUCCUUUAUACGUAUUUACUUUUCUGUACGAUUUAUAAUGUACAUUUCUUCCAACUUAUUAAUGCCUCAUAAACUCUGGUAUAGUGCUAUUUAUUUUGUAUAAGUAGCCGUGUUUCUACUUUCUAUGUUCAACUUGUUCAAAAUAUGGUGGAAACUGCUAACAGACGGCAAACUUUAGCUACUGAAUUUUGUAAAACAUCGAUUUCAAAAAAAAAAACUAAUCAUUCAAUUUUGUUGUUGUUGUUGUGUAUACAACUUAAGUCUUUAGGGAUGUGUAUAUAAACGUUUUCUACUAUUGGCUUAGUUUAAUUACACGACAAAAGAAUGGCUCCAUAAAUUUCUUUUUUUUUAAAUCAGGAACUGCGUUACUUCGUAUUGGGUUCUAUGAUCAUCUUAUUUUCUGCUAUAGACUAUUACGCCAAGUUCACAUGUAUUAUAUAAUGGUUGUUCUUGACAAAAAAGGUUAUAUAUAAUGGUUGUUCUCUAUAGAAUACUUUUCUUAAUAAAGAUAUAAGUUAUGUAAUCAAAACGUAAACCGCAGAAACGGGACAUGUGUCGGCAGAUUCAAUAAACUAGCGAAUUCAAAGUCCAGCCAAGCUCUAGUAUAUACGCUGUUCAUUUUUUUUCUUCUGUCUAAAUACGUGUUAGUAAGAUAAGAAUAUGCAGGAAAUAUGUAACAUAUCUUAGCAAUAUAAAUGUGUUUUCUCCUUAAUAUCCGACGACUAUUCGUAUAAUAAAAAUAAUACUUUCACUUUAAAAAUUAUUUGUUCGAUUAUAGAGACUAACGAUCCGCUAAACACUUAUGCCCUUUUAUAAGCGUGUUGCUCAUUUGUCGGACAAUUUAAAAUUUAUAUUAUAGUUUUCGAGACGAAUAAAAAGUUCUUAAUGUUUUACUCUUUAGUGAGGUUGGGAGAAUGAUAGAUAUUUAUUGAAGAUAAUCUUGUUGAAGAUAUAGAAAACUAAAAGUUUUAUAUUUAAAAUAUUUCUACGGCUUAUUAAUACUGAUCCAAAUUUUUAAUAAUUUAAUUUAAUAUUAAAGAAACUGAAUCAUUAUAUUUAUCUAUAUAUGCCUCUCUUUUUUCUAACACCAUACUCUAAUGGUUACCUGAAUUUUAUACUUCCUAUACUGACAAUAUUAACAAUAAAAAAGCGUUUGCGAUUUCGUAAUUUUGUUUAAAGUUUACGCUGCUUAUCGACGUGGGAACAUACUUGUAAUUUUAUUUUUAUUUGGUCGUCUAUUUAAUCAAAAUUAUACCUCCCUGAUCUUCUUUUUUGGGAAGAUACGUAUUCUUUAUAUAAGGGCUUUGGAACAUAGUUAUGACUUAUGACAUUUGAGACUUGUAAUAUUGUAUUAAGUAACCGAAAACAUAAGCAAAAAAAAUAUUAAUCGCGUAGAUAAUAACCUAGCGUAGAAGAAACAUGUGACAGAUCACACAAUCACUAUGCAUGUUUUCCAAUCAAAACUCGAAAAGAGUGAACAUGGAUUUUUUAUUAAUAUAUACUUUGAGAAAAGUUAUAUUCUUUCUGUUCCUAAAAUAUAUAAUGUUUUAAAGAAUUUCGAUGUUCUAAUAUAUAAAAUAUUUUUUAUUUUUUUAAAUAAUUUUUUAUUUUAUUAAAAGUUGUGUAAUCAAUUAUAUUUGAUAAUCUAUUUUGUAAUUAGUUGAAUAACAUUAAUUUAUAUUCUUCCUGUUCCUAAAUGUAAAAUGUCUUAGGUAAAAUACAGUUAUUAAGAAAAUCAAUUUUCAUCUGAAAUGUAUUAUUAAAAUUAUAAAUUAAAAAUAAUUGAACCAAUUACAAAAUAGAACUAUUAAAUUUGAUUGGUUACACAUGUUUUGAUAAAGUUAAAGUUACCUAAAAAUAUGAGAACAUCUUACAUAUUGGAACAUAAAAGUAUUAUAAACAUCUUAUAUUUAGAAACUGAAUGAGUAGCUUUAGUGAUGUUUUAUAGACAAAAAAGACAUUGUGUUUUUACCAACAUAUCUUAUAUUUAGAAACGGAUGCAAUAUAUACUAAAAGCAUUAUUUGGCAACUGAUUUUUAAUUAGACGAUCUGAACUUUCAAGUUGAGUGUCAUUAUAUCUGAUUGGGAAAAUAAAGCAUCAUGGUCUAAGAAACAAAAUUCACAAACAUCGUAGGUUAAUCGAUGGUUUAUAACAUAUGGUUGAACUACUCUCAUAAUUAUUGUGAUAUAUGACUAUAUAUAUUAGUACACUUUUUAGCUCGAUCGGUUAGAAAUGUACUGUUUAAGUGUUUCUAAAUCUGAAUUUGAGUGUAAAAUUAAACCCUUUAACCAAAGAAAGGAAAAAAAUAAUAAUUAAGAAUUGAAGUUUAAAAUUCUAUGUAUGAGUAGGUAUGGUUACGCUUUGAAAAUAUUACAUCUGUCAUCAAAACUAAUACUGGUAUUAUGCGUAUAAAAACUAUGGACUAAACAUUUAUAGCUUGUGGUUGACAAAAAGCUGGUUUCUAUAUGAAAUUGUUUGGUUCAAGUAAUUCUUAUUUACGUACGUUCUUAGAAGUUUAUGAUCAUGCGUUUGAGAUGUAAAGGCAAACGUUUCUCUGGCUCAAGUUAUGUACCAAGAAGUUUUUUUUUCACUGGUACCAAGAAGUUUAAUAUGUAUAUAUAGGUACCAAUUUUACAGAUUCUGAAUCGGAGCAUUAUUUGGUUUUAUAUCUCAAACGCACAACUGUCCUCUUUUACAUCUCAAAAUGUUAACUUCAACUUUCAUUAACCAAAAAAUUUUACAAUGAGAUUAUACCUCCCACGAAAUUCAACCAAAAGACAAUGGAGUAAUCUAGUAUCACCUAAAAACAUGUCUAUGGAUCGUACGCUACCUAAUAGAGACUCCAUUGUACUCUUGCAAUUACAUGGGACGAGUCCACACUAAGAGUCAGUAUGGACCGCCCCUUAAACCACACCUACAUUCUAACACUAACUACAAAGAUAUAAAACUAUUUCAACCAAAUUCAAAAAGAAAACUAAGGGAAAACUAAGUAAGCUCAGAGCAGUUGAUGUCUUAUGAUUUGAGUGCAGUACAUGACCAACCGCCAUAACACCCGGAGGUGCAUUUUCCCCUGUGUAAAUUCCAACUGGAAACAUUAUCUCAAAAUGCUGUUUCUUAGCCACUGGAAACAUUAAAAGUUAACUAAACAAACAAUAAAGAUGGGAAUAAUGACUCAUCUCUCUCUCGCUUUAUGCGGUUGUAUUUCAUAUAAUCUCACGUGGCCCAGCCUGUUGAUGUUCAUCAAUCAAUCAAAGUUGUAGACAAGAGUGAACCCACACUACACACGGUCGAUUUUCUUUUCUAUGCGUGUGUCCCUACAUCUCUUAAGCCCAUCAUUACUUCUUGUGUUUUAUUGGUACUGUGAGCAAAAUAUAGUUAGCAACAACCCAACAACGCGGGUCUAGCUAAGUUUGAACUCAUUGGAGACUUUUUUUACUCCGUUCAAAGUCAUUGGUUUGGAAAUGUGUGUACUGCAUGAAGAAACCCUAACUUAACACACAUGGUUAUCGGCUGAGAUCAGUUCUUUUGAGCACCCACAUCAAGGGUUUCUUUCCUGAAUCACUGAAGAUUUUAAAAUUAUAAAAAAAGGAAAAAGUAAGAAAGAGAAUCGAAACAUAGAAGAGAGAAUGGAGAAUCAAUUGGUCUUUCAAAAGCGAUGUGAAGAUGAAAAGAGAUUUCGAGGAUACAUGUCACUCUCCAAGUAAUUCAUCUGAUUUAAAAACAUCAAACACAAUUUUAUGACAAAAAUAAUAUUGUUAACGGACCGUGAAAGACUUUUUUGAAUGAGGAUACUCUUAGAGCAGUUCCAACGCUGUUUUUUUAAGAAGUUCUUAACUUAAAAAAAAUCAUAAAAAUAUUAAAGUAAAUGAGCAAAAGUUCUUAAACUAAGGAGGUUUAGAACCGAUUGAAACAUUAAAACAACAGCUAUCAUCUUAUUAAUGUUUCUAGAGUUGUAACAAUUAAAAUAUUAAUUUAUUUUUUUUCUUUUAAAACCCUUUACCAUCACGGAGAAUGUUGUUCUUAGGAAUUUUAUUUACAUGCAGACUAAAAAUAGGAUUUACAAUAGGUAAUUUACAUCUGCAUUAACUGAAUCGAUCUGAUCUAUACCAAUUAAACCUAAUACGAUCGAUCUGAAAGUUGAACCAAAUUAUAAUCUGAUUUAGGUGUCUCAAAAUCAGAUCAACUAUAAAGUGAACUUAACAAAAAAAACACAAAAUUCAAACAAGAACUUAGAAGCUAUUCAUUACAGUUUAGAUCUAUGUCAUAACUGAUACAAACUUGGACCUGGACCAAAACAGAUAACACAUGCUAUCUCAAUCGUAAUUAGAUUAAUACUGUAAUCCCUAGUAGAAAACUAACAUCGUACUAUAUUUACCAUCUAUACAAAGUAUAUAGUUGGUGUAAGCUCUCUCUCCAUGUGAGAUUUAUGCGGUGACCCAUCAAAAUCAUUGCUGAAAUAUCUUAUAAUUAAGCUAAGUCUGUUAAUUUCCAAUUAAAAAAUGGAAGAAGGGAUAACAAACAUAUCCCAAAAUGGUAUAGGAUUUGAUUUUAUAGUCCUAUACUCUUAUUAGAAAUGUAUAGCUAACUGAUUUUUAAAAAGUAUACUGUGAUUUACUAGGUA